Molecule: messenger RNA, 3513 nt
Organism: Sciurus carolinensis (gray squirrel)
Lineage: Eukaryota; Metazoa; Chordata; Mammalia; Rodentia; Sciuridae
Gene: Pigq
Product: phosphatidylinositol glycan anchor biosynthesis class Q
Exons: 12
Coding region: 177-2336 (719 amino acids)
Biological process (GO): GPI anchor biosynthetic process
Cellular component (GO): endoplasmic reticulum; membrane
Source: RefSeq, a predicted model, not a curated record
UCGCCAUUCCUGGCCAGCCUGAGGCCUUAAAGCACCAUGGGAGGCUGGUGGGCUCUUAUGGGGCUGCUGGCCAUGCUUCUUGACUCUGAGCCCCCACUGUGCCAAGACCUGGUCCUUUUGGCGAGUACUCCCAUCUCAUCAGCAGCCAGAGAUCAGCUGCCUUCUGAGUCUCCUUUAUGAACCUCCCACACUGGGCCCUCUGUGUGUCUUUGUCCAGUGUGCCCCUGGCCCUGCAUUCAGUACCUGCUAUCCACUCAGACCUUGGCUUGCUCACUCGGGUCCCAGGAAGCCUGGGCUUUGGUGCUGGCAGUAGAGGCCUGAAGGUCCUUGGCGAGGUGGGCUGCCUGCCAGCACAUACCAGGCAGGAUCCUAAUCAGAGGCAGGCAGGCCGGGUGUGUCUGGGCUGGGUGGCUUGGGGAAGAGGUGUGGCCCUUCAUUGUCCCCCAGCAUCAGAGGCGUCCACAGUCUUGAGUUUCCAGCAGCUUUUCUGGGCUCGGCAGAGGGUCCCUGGCAUGGUGCUCAAGGCCUUUUUCCCCACUUGCUGUGCCUCAGCAGACAGUGGCCUGCUGGUGGGACGGUGGGUCCCGGAGCAGAGCAGUGCUGUAGUGCUGGCUGUGGUGCACUUUCCCUUCAUCCCUAUCCAGGUCAAGGAGCUCCUGGCCCAGGUGCAGCAGGCCAGCCAGGUGGGUGUGGCCGUGCUGGGCACCUGGUGCCACCGCCAACAGGAACCUGAGGAGAGCCUGGGCCACUUCCUGGAGGGUCUGGGCACCAUCUUCUCCCAUGAACCUUGGCUACAGCUGUGCCGGGAGAGGGGCAGCAAGUCCUGGAGCUGCAAGGCCAUCCGCCAGCAAGUGCCUGUUGCCCCUGGUGUCCCCAGCGAGGACCAGGUCAUGCUAAUCUUCUAUGACCAGCGCAAGGUGCUGCUCUCCCAGCUACAUCCACCCACAGUCCUGCCUGACCACCAGGCCGGAGAUGCUGUGGCCAGUAGUGGGGGCCUGGCUGUAGUCUUUGACACAGUGGCACGCAGCGAACUGCUCUUCCACGGUGACCAGUAUGACGAGGGCCCUGUGCGGCUGAGCCACUGGCAGUCAGAGGGUGUGGAGGCCAGUGUGCUCGGGGAGCUGGCGAAGCGGGCCUCAGGGCCAGUCUGCCUGCUGCUAGCCUGUCUGCUGUCACUGGUCUCAGCAGUCAGUGCCUGCUGGCUGUGGAAACUGUGGCCCCUGCCCUUCAUCAGGAGUAAGCUUUCUACCUGUGAGCAGCUCCGGCACCGGCUUGAGCACCUAACAUUGGUCUUCAGCACCCAGAGGGCCCAGAGCCCCACCCAGCUGAUGAGGAAGGCCAACAUGCUGGUCUCUGUGCUCCUGGAUGUGGCUCUUGGUCUCAUGUUGCUGUCCUGGCUCCACAGCAGCAACCGAAUUGGACAGCUGGCUGAUGCCCUCGUCCCUGUGGCUGACGCCUCUGUUGGAAGGUGGCAGGGUGGGGUCUUGGACAGAGGACCUCAUUGGCCCACAGGCUUCCCUGCAGGGUUUGAGCAUGUGGCCGAGGAGCUGCAGCAUCUGCUACAGUGGCUGAUGGGUGCUCCCGCUGGGCUUAAGAUGAACCGGGCACUAGACCAGGUGCUGGGCCGCUUCUUCCUGUACCACAUUCACCUGUGGAUCAGCUACAUCCACCUCAUGUCCCCUUUCAUCGAGCGCAUCCUGUGGCACGUGGGCCUCUCAGCCUGCCUGGGUCUGACAGUUGCCCUAUCCAUCCUGUCGGACAUCAUCGCCCUCCUUACCUUCCACAUCUAUUGCUUCUAUGUCUAUGGUGCCAGGCUGUACUGCCUAAAGAUCUACGGCCUGUCCUCUCUCUGGCGUCUCUUCCGGGGGAAGAAGUGGAAUGUUCUGCGCCAGCGAGUGGACUCCUGCUCCUACAAUCUAGACCAGCUGUUCAUUGGGACCUUGCUCUUCACCAUCCUGGUCUUCCUUCUACCCACCACGGCCCUGUACUACCUGGUGUUCACCCUGCUCCGGCUCCUGGUGGUCACCGUGCAGGGCCUGAUCCAUCUGCUUGUGGACCUCAUCAACUCCCUGCCUCUGUACUCCCUCGGACUUCGACUCUGCCGGCCCUACAGACUGGCAGCUGGUGUGAAGUUCCGUGUCCUGGAACAUGAGGCAGGCAGGCCUCUUCGCCUUCUGAUGCAGAUAAAUCCUCUGCCCUACAGCCAUGUGGUGCACACCUACCGCUUGCCCAGCUGUGGCUGCCACCCCAAACACUCCUGGGGCUCCCUAUGCCGCAAGCUGUUCUUUGGAGAGCUUAUCUACCCCUGGAGGCAACGAGGGGACAGGCAGGAUUGAGGGGCCCAACCACAGCCCGGUCUUCCCUUCCCUCUGCAAGGGUAAUGUUGACCUUGGGGGCAGGACAGGUCAUACACAGGGUUCAGGUCAGACACACUGUGCUCCUGAGUGAGGGCAGGCCUUGCUCUCGAGUUCCUGUCCUGGAUCUUGGGGGCCUCUACAGUCCCUGCCAGGCAGCCAGCUGCCACCCCAUGACCCCAUCCCUCUCUAGCACCAUCUGCCUUGGGAGCCUCCUGGUCAGCUGUGAUGCCUGGCAGCCCCCAGACUUGCCACCCACCCAGACCAUCUGGGAUGUGCUGGCAGGUCUUCCUGGCUGCUCUCCAGCAAAACCCCCCCAUCAGGUGAGGUGGAAGGACCCUCCCAGGACGCACUCCUAGGGCCCCGAUGCCUUCCAACUGCUGCAGCAGAGUGCCCCCAUCUGGGAGUUGAAGCAGCUGCUGACCCAGCCCCGGCCCUUAUGGAUCGGAGCCCUCACCCUGAGCUGGGCAGGCUGGUUUGCUGGUGCUUCCUGGGGACUGCUUCGUGAGGAGGCUGUUGGCAGGCCAUUGGUGCCCCUUCACUGGAAACUGGGCCAUCUGGUCGGCUGGAGCUGCCUUUUUGGAUGCUGGGUGUCCAACCACCUGGCUGCCCCACUUCUGCCCAGUGCCCCAUGGGGACAGCCCUUUGAUGAAAUCUUCCAUCUUCUUACUGGCUUCUCGUGGAAGGAGGCAGCUCCCUCCUGAGCAGACACUCCUGUGCCCACUGCAUUAGUGGCCUCUGGGAGGUGGUUUUGGCUCUCAGGCCCAGGCUGCCUGCCAGGAUCCUGUGUGGGCCAAGCACCCCAGGGAGAGGGAAGUCUGAAGGUGCUGGGUGGUGUGGAAACGUCUGUGCUGGGGCAGCAAGCCCUGCCCGUCUCUCGGGGCACUUGGGACUGCCCGUUACUCCUUUGCUGCAGGCCACAGCAACACUAAGCACCCAGUGGAGGGUGCUGGUAGGGACGGGUCAUGACCCUGACUUUUUUGUUUUGUCUUGAGACGGGUCUCACUGUGUUGCUUAGCUGGUCUAGAACUGGGUUCAGGUGGUCCCGCCUUGGUCUCCUGGUUAGCUGGGACUUCAGGUAUGUGCAUCCUGUGCCCAGCUCCCUGACUUUGCCUUUUCCUGUGAUGACAAUAAAGCCUCCCAUGUGCUUGGAGCACCA